This is a messenger RNA of Thyridium curvatum, 291 nucleotides long. RefSeq lists its product as uncharacterized. The coding region runs from base 1 to 291 and encodes 96 amino acids. The transcript has 2 exons. NCBI's taxonomy places the organism in Eukaryota, Fungi, Ascomycota, Sordariomycetes, Thyridiales, Thyridiaceae. The record is from RefSeq and is a predicted model, not a curated record. Gene Ontology annotation, molecular function: structural constituent of ribosome. Gene Ontology annotation, biological process: mitochondrial translation. Gene Ontology annotation, cellular component: mitochondrial small ribosomal subunit.
AUGGCAGCCGGCAAGACCCCCAUGCGGCUGCCGCCGCUCAAGGUCCUCCGCGUCCGCAACCCGAACCAGAAGGAGACCAACCCCUGCCUCAACGUCAUGUCGUCCGUCCUGGCAUGCUGGGCCUCGGCAGGCUACAACACGGCCGGUUGCGCUGCCGUCGAGCAGGCGCUGCGCACCUGCAUGGACGGCCCCCAGCCGCCGCCCAAGCGCCGCAACACCAUCAACUACCAUCUUUCCCGCAUGCAGAAGCAGAUUGGCGGCCCGAGGAAACAGACGGGCUCGAAGGCAUAG